AUGACUGGAUGGUGCGACAGAGGACUGCAAGCAAGCGAACCUCUCGCGCAGGUGUCAGGCAACUGCCCCAAAUGCGGUGCUAAACUUCUUGCCGACUCUCAAUUCUGCCGUCGCUGCGGCCACAGGUUGAUGAAGGCGCAGGUCGAGAUGUCUGCAGGGCAGGAAGGGCUUCAAUAUCUCUGCUCCAAGUAUUCAUCCCUCAUCACACGUCUCCGCGAGGAGGUUCUGGCCAGGCAGCAGGCUGAAGCUGAAGCAAGGCUCUUGGAGUCACGCCUGCGGGAGGAGGCGGAGGUUUGGCAACAGGAGAAGGGUGGCAUGAUCCGGGAGCUGCAGCAGCUCCGCGAAGAAAUCGCUGGUUUGCAAUCGCAGCUUUUGGCAAAGAGGUUACAGAAGGCCGACAGCAGCGCCGGCAGGGACGCGCCGCCAGCGGCGCCAGGCGAUUCUGCAGACAGCACCUGGAAACAGUACCAGGUACAAGCUCAGCAGCACCAUCAGCUCAUGUCUCUCUUGGCGGAACACUCGCAACUGCAGGCAGAGCAACAAGACACGCAGGCCGAGCUCACGGCAUGCCAGGAGCACCUCACCCGCUGGAGGCGGAAAGCCUCGGAGCUGGAGAGCCAAGCGGCCUUGGCCGAGAGCGGCCGCGACGAGGCAGAGCGCCGAGCCAGAUGUGUCCAAGACGAGAUGCGACAGGCCCUCAGAUCGGCUGCAUCGGCCAAGGGCCGCCAGAAGGAGGCUGAACGCGUUGCUCGCCAGGAGGAGCUUCAAAUGCGAGAUCUGGACGAGCGACUCAAGGUUCAGGUCGCAAUGGCUGCAAGGAUGCGGUCCUUGGGCUUGGUCUUCGUGCUGCUCCCCUUGAGACCGUCCGGCUUCUCCUCGCAAUCGUGCUCGGCAACUCCGGAGUGUGCAGUCCUGAAUCUCGUGGGGGACUGCUGCCCCAAUUCAAUAGGGAAGUACCUGGAUUGCUGUACCCCUUCGAGGCAGUGCUCUGGCAAUCAGAAGUGCGCUGCGCUGGGAUUGGGAGGGCUUUGUUGUCCGAACGAUGCUGGUCAUCAACUCGACUGCUGCUCUGCAGCCGAUGCCACCGCAUUGCCCAGCCCAAGCGCAGUACCCACUGUGCCGCCCGUGCCGGCUGCAACGCCUGCUGGAAGCAUCCACGAGAUGGGAAGUCAGAAUGAUAAUUAUGAGCAAGCAGCCCAGACAGUACUCACAGCGGGAAGAGUGGAGGGAGAGCAAGAUGCGACGGAAGAAACGACCAAGCGUGAAAUGAAGGGGAGCCGUUUCGGUCCACUGCCCAUGAUUGGCUUCUUGCUGCUUCUAAUUUGUAUUCCAGGUCUUUGCUGCUGGUUCUGCUGGAUCAAGGUCUUGAACAAAGGCAGCUCGGACAAGGCACGCGCGCUUCCCGACACCUAUGACAUGGAGUCUGUGAGCGCAGUGAGCACCCGCACAGAGACCACCAGCCAUCUGGAGUCCUCCGCAUGCCAAGUUGGGUCUGACGAGCUCUAUCUGCCCCGAGAUCUGAAGGAUAGCGACAUGCGUGAUCUGCCCAUGACCGUGGGCUGCUGCCCCCAUGUUUGUGGGGAUGCAAAAGAGGCCCCACCCUUCCGUACCGCGCUACGCCACGACAGCCGGGUGAAUGCGCGACGUGCAGGGAGCGCUGAGCGACGACUUGCCAGUGCCGAGGCAGCGGAAGUGGCGGCUGGCCACCUGGAAAGUGAAGUGGCGGACCUAAGACGUCGGCUACGGUGUGCAGAAGAGCAGGCCAAUGAGCUCAGAGCGAGCAAUCUGCGCGUGGAGCAAGCAGAGGCCAGAUCUGCGCAGCGAGCCGGCGAGGUCAAGGGCGAGCUGAGAGCGGCGGAAGCUUUGAACCAGACCAACUCAGUCCAUCUCAAGGAUCUCGAGGUGCAGCUGAUGACGACCCGCGAAGCCUUGGCAGAGGCAGAAGCCGACCGCGCCACCAAGAGCAGCUGGUCGAAGCGCCUGGGUCAUGAGCUGGCAGAUGCACGUGCAAAGCAGCAGGAGGCUUGGCAAGUUCAAGAGCAGCAAGCUCAUGAACUACGUGAAGCACGUCGACGCCUGGAUCAGCUGGUCGGGGGAGGAACUUCCAUGCCAGGUGGCCAGCUUGCGCAGUGCAAGCGUCGGCUCCUCGACCUGGAGCAGGCUUGCAGCCGAAAGGAGGCGGAGGUUGCAGAGGAGCGGCGGGCCCGAGAGCGGUGCCACACAGAGGCCGUCCGGGCCAGCGAAAAGCUCCGUGCAGCGAGGGCACAAGGUGCUCAGCUAAAAGAGCGGCUGCGGACUUUGGAGGAGGCCGAGCUUCGGUACCCAUCACGAUUCCCGCCGCAGAGAGCGAAGCCACAGACCAGCUCUCGGCGUCCAAGUCGAAGCUUCAGCGUUCCAGCGCCCGAAGGGCGCUUGCGAGACGGGCGACCUGGACGACCUGAUUCCCAUGCAUCACACGUCGCGCACGCCUGGAUGCAAGGGACACUGCAAACUCCGGAGCCACUGGAGCCGUGUCAGACCAGCUCCACCAGCGUGGACGAUGUGCAAGUGAUGAAGGACUUCGUCAAAAGCGAGGAAGCCAGGCUUCGUGCCUUGAGCGGUCACGGGAGCGGGAGUGAAGGUGCGAGUCUCAGAGAGCGGCCUCUGGACUCCGACCCCAUCGGCCCCGGCUCGUAUCGCCUGUCAUGGGAGGAACAGCCCAGGGCCGCCCUUCCUUUGAAGGCCUCGGAGCCGCCAGCACGGCUUCCUCCCGAAGAGGACCUCAGCUUGGCCACACUACUGGCCAUGCAGCCCCAACCGCCGGACAAGAGUGACCAGGCAGCAGCCGCUUACCGUGAGCUGCCUCCAGAGGUGGCGCCUGUCCUCAGGCCGCAGGGAGCUUCGAGCGCGUGA
Molecule: messenger RNA, 2892 nt
Organism: Symbiodinium sp. CCMP2592
Lineage: Eukaryota; Dinophyceae; Suessiales; Symbiodiniaceae
Source: the annotation of a GenBank genome assembly